Molecule: messenger RNA, 3769 nt
Organism: Schistosoma haematobium
Lineage: Eukaryota; Metazoa; Platyhelminthes; Trematoda; Strigeidida; Schistosomatidae
Gene: CCRN4L
Product: Nocturnin
Exons: 2
Coding region: 2606-3466 (286 amino acids)
Molecular function (GO): 3'-5'-RNA exonuclease activity
Source: RefSeq, a predicted model, not a curated record
UUGACCUUCCACGUUUUGGAUUUCUUGUGAGUUUCUGUAGGAAAACUCGAAGUCUGUUAAGAUAUACAAAAUACAAGUCAGAACUAAUUAACCACGAUUAAAUGACGUUAUAAUAUGUUGUUCCGUCAUGCUAAUUUGUAGUUUACCUUACUUAUAUCUUAAAAUAGUCUCUUACAACUGCUUUUUUAUGUAUAAUGCCCUUUGGAAAUAUGGAAUAAUGCUUGAAGUAUUUUAAAGUGACAGUUUGUAAGCUUUGUUCACAGCCAUAUCAAGCUAACUGUGACGAACGAGGGCAAAGAAUAACAUGCAACUUACUACUGUCAAUUAAUCGACAGUAAUUACUGAAUGAUUUGUCCAAGUUAAACUCAGUAGAAACAGGCGAGGAAAAUAUGAAGUUGAUUUCAAACAAAGAUAUACAGUGGGUAAACGCAUUUAAAUUAGAACGCUGGAAAAUCAUAAACGUUCGGGAUAAACUUCAGACAGAAAGUUAAAUUGUUAUAGUUGCUGACUUUUCUGUAUUGUUUCUUGAACUGUUUUCGGUCAUAUUUACCAUUCUUUGUACUAGAAUUUCCACAUUUCCUCAUUUUAAAUGAUUAACGUUUUCUUUUGUGCAUGAUGACUGGUUUUUGAAUACUUGUGCUUUCUCACACCUGUUUUAUAAACAAACAUUUUUUAGUCACUUUCAAAAUAUUAAUCUUUUAAAUUAAAGGCUAGACAAUUUUAAAAAAUACUCAGACUGAUAAAUGCACAAUGAAACCAAAGAUCACACUGCAUACACAUUUUUAACUAUUUUUCCUAUAUGCUGGAUAUAUAUACGUUGAAUAAGAUCUUGUAAAUUUACCGUUUCGAUCGACUGGUGACUUUUGGUUUAACUUUUUACGCAGAAGUAUGAUUUUAGUAUUCAUUACUUUAGCCUUGGCUUUUUAUUUUUGGAAUAGGUGUCAAGAAACAUGUAGUUAAGUAACUCAUCUACUACAGUAGUGAAUUCCAUCGAACUACAGUAUCGUUCUUAGUAUGUAUUCACCUACUAAACCAAUGGACUAUAGGCCUGUGAACCACGUCCAAUGAGCCUGCACAUACGGAGUCUAUGAAUAUUCUUAAUUUCAUGGUCCAAUGUUACUGGAUGACUACCUUACUUCUUUUUCAACAAUCUCCAGUCUUGACAACUUAUAUGUGAAAACGCUGUCAAGAGUAGGAUCUAUGAAGCACUUUGGUUAACCGCUAUGUACCAAAAUUUAGCAAUGUUUCUAUGCAAUUACCAUUCAGUGUUGGAAGUCCUGCCAAGUCAAUGAUGAGACAUAGAUAGCUGUCAUACAGAUUCAGUUCAAAAGAACUCUUUUAGUCAUAUAGCAGUAUGCAUCCUAAAUUAGUAUGGCUGAUAAGUCACAGACAAAUAACUCGAAAGUAACACUACUGGUAAUGAGAACAGGCAUAAGACAGAUUAUAUUUCAUCGCCUAUCUUGCUUACAAUAAGAUUACCUACUUAUGUAUCCAGGUACACGGAGUUGAGAGUUGUUUCCAACGGCGAACAGUCUAGUGUGAGCAUAGGGAGAGACUCGUGUCAGUAAGGCCGAACCUAACCUUGCAUGUAAUUUGUAUUUAAUCUAUCCAUAAACAGUCAUAAAAUUGCUUGAACACCUUGAUAAAAAUCUAAGACCGACACAUGAGUUCUUACACGUCUUCCAUAUAUUGACACUCAUAUUAAGACGUGUAUGUAUCGAUUAGCUCUGCGGACACAAAGCAGUUCAUAUAUAAAGUUUUCUCAUUUAUUCCAUCAUUUUCGAUUCGGGUUUUAUCUUUCCAGGAUUUUGCAGUCUCUUUGUUAGUUUGAUAGUCAUGUAUAUUAUUACAUCCAUUACCCUUUCUUGUGAUUAGGUACUAGUAAUAAUGAUUGCGUUUCUUCAUUAGCGUAUUGCAGAAUUCUAAUGCGAUUUUCUGUCAUGUUUAUCGAGAAAUGGCUGUAAAGCUUUGUUUUUUAGUCUAAAUAAAUAAUUUAUAUAAAGCAAAUUGUUUCUCAUCAUUGAACAAUUACAUAUAAUAAAAAUGGAUGCAUAUGUCUAUUAAUUACAUUGUUGCCUUAUAAGAUUGUUAGUCACAUUUUGUUAUGUAGCCAUUUUGUUACAAUAGUUGCGAAUCAGUGCCUGUCGCUUUAAUCGGAAUCUUAGUAAUUUUUUAAACUAUGCAAAUCAGAAUUUUGCCUAAUUUUGCUCUGCAUAUGGUCAAUAAACUUAAAAUGCCUCAGCAGUCUGUCUUGGUAUUCACUACUAUGUUUUUCAGUCUUCUGAUGUUUCUCAGAAGCCCGAAUCUUUAUCGUUUCCUAGUUUCCAAUAUGUUCUCAUUAAACGCUAAUCUACUCAAUAGCACCUAAUAUAUGUGUAUAUCUAUAAAUUUCUUACCUCUAGUUCAAUGUCUGUUUGUGAAUCAAACGAAAAGCCCUACUCAAGGAGUUACAUCCACCUAGAAAACUGUGAUAAAAAUGACUUAAAAAUACGUAUUAUGCAGUGGAACAUGCUUGCUCAGGGUAGGUUUAUAGCUGUAGACCUUUAUUUAUUUCCAAAAUACAGGCUUUGUUCCGUUGGACGAAUUCAUAUACUGUCCUUGUAAAAUGUUGUCGUUUGAACGUAGAUGUAAAUCAAUCAGUGAAGAGAUCCUGCGUUAUGAUCCAGAUAUUGUUUGCUUACAAGAAGCAGACAUAAUUAAAGACAUAGUAAAAAGUCUCAACGCCAGCAGUGGGAGAGAUAAUUAUUCGUUUUGUUUUCUACCAAAGAUGUCUUCUCCUUGUUUGAUGGUUAAAAAUAAUCACGGGCCUGAUGGACUUGCUGUUAUUUAUCGGAAUGAUAAUUAUGAACUGAUAAAAUCUGAAAAGAUUCCUCUCAAUGAAGACAAUUCACGUUAUGCUCUUUUUUGUCACUUCAUACCCAAAGAUGUUGGACACUUAAACAAGAGCUGCCCUGAUAUCUACCUAAUAUGUCUUCACUUAAAAGCUAAGGUAUAUUGUUCUGAGAUACGAAGAAAACAAGGAGAAGAACUUGUUAAAUAUUUAAAUUCAUUUAUCAAGCGUAUUUCUUCCACUUCUGCACCCGUAAAUAGUACUGUAUUUCCUCCUAUUUUUAUUUGCGGUGAUUUCAAUGCUGAACCUACAGAACCAGUAAUUAAUAUUUUACAAAAUUUCUCCUUGAAUUCUAACACACUGUACAAGCUCACAAGUGCUUACUACGUAGCAGGUGGUUGUAAAGAACCUGAAUUUACAACAUGGAAAAUCAGAAAAAGUAAACGAAUUGUAGAACUUACCGAGGACUGUCACACGAUUGAUUAUAUUUGGUACUGUGAUCGACUAUGCACUUUGUUAGGUGCUUGGUCCAUUCCAUCCAAAACUGAAAUUGGUCCUAAUGGUCUACCGUCAGCUAUAUUUCCAUCAGAUCAUAUGAAUUUAAUUGCAGAUUUUAGUUUACGUUUAUGCAAGUAGUAUAUAUUCUUCUUUGAUCUAUCACUUUUUUGAUAAACAUUAUUUUCAUCAUAUUUACUGCUUGAAUUGGUUUUGGCAUUGAUUUAAAUUUAGUUUAAUAUAGCUUCGAGUCAAUUGAUUAACUUUGGUCGUUAAUUUGCAUGAAAUAAGAGAUCAAGUUCUUAUUAACGCUUUACUGAAAUUUUAUUUUUAUGAUCUUUAUUGAAUAAACUGUGUAAAUAUGUUUUGACGAUUUAUUUCUUUAAAGCGUAUCUUCGAAGUUUAAUUUUUUUCCCUGAUUAAAUUUGACUUCAGUACUAGUUG